Molecule: messenger RNA, 1389 nt
Organism: Selaginella moellendorffii
Lineage: Eukaryota; Viridiplantae; Streptophyta; Lycopodiopsida; Selaginellales; Selaginellaceae
Exons: 5
Coding region: 43-576 (177 amino acids)
Source: RefSeq, a predicted model, not a curated record
ACCAGGUAGCAAAUUUUUGUGUCCGUCUUAGAACACCAAGGGAUGCCCGAGCACACCACCACUUCAUCCGGAACAGGAUCGCCGGCGUACGUCGAGGUGUUUGGGUCAAACGGGCAGACAUGGCGAUUUGCUGCUGGGACCAAGGCGGGAUUUGCCGUGCGGCGAAUUCGAAGCAAGCUAGGCGAAGCUGCGCACCACAUCCUUUGCAUUGCGGCGUUCAAGGAGAACGAAGAGCCCGUGGAGUUUGGCCCCGACGCGGAGCUCGUUGUCUAUGGCGAUAACUGGAAACUAAAACUUGUCCAAGAUCCAGGGCACAAGGAGAUAGAUGCCGCUCAAGACACUAAAAGCGCACUCGAUGACAAUCCUGUCCAGCAACAUGCCAAAAUGCACGACUUGAUUGCCGAGUUUUAUCCCGGAGGCAAAGUUCCCCGAGGCUCCAAGCCAGAAUUCUCAAGUGAGUACAUUGGCAAGGUCUUGACAGCUCUUGCUUUGGGCUUGCUGCUUGCAGCGGCUCUAAAAUACUUGCUAGAAAUUCUACCACUGCUAGACUGGCAACAUUUUAGUAGCGUUAAGUAGUGAAACUCUCUCCCUAGUCACUCAUGAACACGUAAAUAAGCUGUGGAGCAGCCGAGAAGCGCAAGCGAUCGAGGAACUGGAACAUUCACGAGGUGCUGCUGCUGGUGCAAGCCAAAAAGGACGAGUGGGAGAGGACCGAGAGCAGCAAGAGCAGCAAGUUCGAGAGCGCGGUGGACAAAUGGGUCAAGGUGGUGGAGUUUCUGCGGGAGAAUGGGAUCAUGGACCGGGACCUGGACCAGUGCAGGGGGAAGUGGGACAAUCUGCUGUCCGACUUCAAGACGAUCAAAGAAUGGCACCGCAGCGUCAAGGCAACUCCCUACACAUGCCUCACCAAGGAGCAGAAGAAGCAAAACAAGCUGCCUGCCUUGUUUGACACCCGGGUGAUUGAUCUGCUCGAGAGCUUCUAUGGCACCCGGUCCAAGUUGAUGGUGGCGGAGGAUCAUCACCAACAACAGAGACAAAGCUACACCGCCACCAACAAUAACACCAACACUAACAGCAACAACAUGAGCGCGGUUGAGACAGCUCUGGCCAUUGCUGCUUGUGCGACGACUCCGCCAUCAGCCACAGCUACUACAGGGCUUGGAGUGCCCCACAAGAAGAUUAAAUCUAGCACCACCAGCAGCAAAGACAACAGCAACAACCACAUCAGCGUCUCUGGCAGCUGAUAUAAGCAAACCACAUCGAUCUAUUCCGGCAGGUAUAAACAAACACACGGCAGACAAAGAUGUUCCACCACACUGAGAAAGGUGGCGAUGGAUCACCAAACAACACUAAAAGCUAAACAGGUUCGUUCUUUCGUCAUCACCAAAA